Messenger RNA from Papilio machaon (common yellow swallowtail), 5451 nucleotides. RefSeq lists its product as uncharacterized. The transcript is spliced from 22 exons. NCBI's taxonomy places the organism in Eukaryota, Metazoa, Arthropoda, Insecta, Lepidoptera, Papilionidae. The coding region runs from base 115 to 5451 and encodes 1778 amino acids. The record is from RefSeq and is a predicted model, not a curated record.
CACUGUGGGUAGUUACCAAGAUUAAUAACGAUCUUGGUUUUCCAUUGCGAAAAAUUGAUCUACAAUUUAUAAAUAACAUUGUCCUGAUAUAAUUAUGAUGUGUCUUCAUAGAGCAUGCAUAAAACAAAUUUUAUGAUGAUGAGUAACAAAUCAGUUAAAAAAUUUAAGCCGUCUAAAGAUUAUGAAAAAUCAUUAGAAAGAAAUGAACAAGAAGUACUUGUUCUGCCACCCAAUCUUUUACAAGAGUUAGGUAUUAAUUUAGGAAACAUUCCAAAUACGUCAGGAUAUCCCAUAGUCAAAGGUAAUGUUGAAUCCAGUGACUUGCAAAGUGGGGAAGAAUCCAAAAUUAAUUUUGAACAGUUACAUAAUGUUGCUGAAGAAGUUACUGGACAUAUUUAUGAAAAAUCUGUUCAAUUGAGCUUUCCGAUUGUAUCUUCUAAUAAAAUUCCACAGCAGAAAGAAGAACAACACAUUAAUGCAAAUUAUGUUGCAUGCACAUCUAACAUUGAACAAAACAAUAUUAACAUCAACAUAGACCAGAAUACGACAGAAAUAGAUAAAAACACUGACAUUCAAAUACAACCCAGUGUUGAAAGCAACACAGUUAUCAAAUACCAAAAGACUAAUGUAUGUAAUAACAAGAAAACGAAAAGUUUAAAAAUUGGUGAAUUUAAUUCACUAAGCUUAAAAUCUAGUCAACUUAAUUCUAAUAAUGAUAAGAAAAAUAAAAUUAAUAUAAUAUCACAGGAAGUUUUGAAUCAUGGAAGUGCUGAAACACUUAAGAAGUUCAAGCUUUGCCCCACAUCUAAAAAUGCUUUAAUUCCAUUUAAAAUUAAUACACCCAUAGGAAAAGUUCUCAAAACUACUUCAAUCUCUGACAAUAUAACAAGUGAUACAUGUGAACAAUCAAUUUCAUUAGAGCCUGAAUUUGGAAGUAAUAAAAUAUUACAAAAAAAAGACUCUGCAUGUUCUAUGUAUACAGAAGAGAACAAUUUGGAUACAAACAAUUUUAAUAACUAUUCAGAUAUUGAUGCUAAUGAUGGUUUAGCACCAGAUACCAAUAAGAAACUUGAUUACUCUGACAUAAAAAGUGUAAACAUUAAUGAUAAUGAAGCCAGAGAAGAAAUUGAAAUUUAUUGUGUCAUUGAUGAUGAAGAUAAUCUAAGUGAAGAAUCAAAUCUUGCAACAUGCAACGAAAAUAAAACUGUUGAUAUUGACAUAAGUGUUGAGACUCCAACUCCCUCUACUAGUUUGGUUUCUCAAAUGACUGUUAACAACACAUUAACUGACUUACAUCAAAUUAAAGAAAAGGAAGUUGAUGAAGAUGUUGAAAUUUAUACAGAAAAAAAUAAUAACAUUUCAGAAAAUUUUGAUGAGUCUAAUACUUCGGCUAGCAAAAAACAAUCCAUGGAUGUUAGCAGGUGUAACAGUGUGACACAAAAACCUUAUUAUGUAAAUCAGUGUUUAUUGGAAAAAGUAAAUUUGUCACCAGACCAUUUAACAACUAAAUCUAAGUUGUGCAUACAAGGUGUUGAGAAACCUGGUGGAAUAAUUGAAAGAAGAUUACAAACCGAGAAAAUGAAUUUAAAAACGUAUCAAAAUAGAAAGGCUAAAAAUAGAUUAAAGAAUAAAACAGAUGAUGUGAUACUAGUUAAUGAAUUGACUGCAAAAACCUAUGACAUUACAGAUGUAUGUACCGAUUUGAAUAAUAUUAAUGUUACUUGUGUUACAAAACAGAUGUGCACUUGUAAUGAUUUUGGUAGGUUGCAGUUUAAUGAUGGUGAAAACGAGUGUGGCCAUCUUCAUUUUUUGCCAAAAAAUACAAUAAACAGUAAUCCUUCAAUGUGCGAGAUUUUCAGUGAAGGGGAUGAUAGCAAUGAAGAAAUAUUACCUGAAAUUGAUAAUAAUUAUGACAACAAUGAUGUCCAACUCAAUGAUUUGAGUAACAUAUGUUACACAGAAUUCUCAAUUUCAGAAAGUGAUGUAUCUGAUGUGUUUAGUGAAAACCAAAAACCAUUAUUAAGUGAAACAUGUGUAAAUAUAUAUGAUGAGACUAUGAAUCUUACUAACUUUGAUACAGAUGAUAUCAAAAGUCAUGAUUUAUAUUCUUUUUCCCCUCCUGAGGUGAAGGUGGUAGAAUGUUUCGAUGGAGGCAAUGUAUUAAAACAAAAACGAAAAAGAACAUUAAAUCAAGAAGAUGAAGGAAUAUUUUCGCCAAGUACAGACUCGAAUUAUCAUAAUGCACCUAAUGCUAAAAAAUUUAUCUCAUGUGUUAAAUGCGCGGUCUGCCGAAAAGAAAUAGCGGAAGUUGAUUGGGAUAGCCAUUUGUCUGAAAAUCAUUGUCAUAUAGCUUGGAAACAAGGCUCCAGUAUAAUAGAUCUUAAUGAUAAAAAUUUGAUUCAAAAACUAUCUGGAACGUUAAAAAAACAAAAUAGCCUGUUUUGUACUUUUUGUGGUCACAAAGAGAAAAGGGAUGCGAAAAAAUUUUUGGCACAUUUGAAAAUAUGCAUAACGAAAAUAUUUACAAAUGUAAAUAUAACUACUAGUAAAUAUUCUGAAGAGGAUAUGAACAUUCAAAACAAUGACACUAUUAAAUGUGAGACAUGUCGCGAAAAUGUUCUCAUCGUCCAAUGGACAGAGCACAUGACCACGAGACACAUUGACACCAAGACACAAAUUGAAAUAAAACCUGCACCAAUUGAGAAUAUCAUAAAAACAGAACCCGUGGAUGAAGAAGAGCUAAAAUUGGAGCUAGUAAAAUGUGCACUUUGUAAAAUGGAAAUGAAUCCAAUCGAUUGGACUGAACAUAAACAAAAAGAACAUAAUUAUUUAGCUUGGAAGGAAGGAGAUCGAGAAUUAAAUUUAGACGAUGGGAGGAAAAUCUAUAAUUAUUUACGUCAUAUUUUAAAAAACACUGGAGAACUUGUUUGCGGUAAAUGUGGUCUGGUCUACCAUUAUCCUAAAAGUUUUAUGAAACAUAUUAAAACGUGCAAUGGAGAUAUGGUAAAUUCCCUUAACGAUUCAGUGGUUAGCAACCAAUCUAAUGAAGGUGUAAACAGAACGCAAGAUGAUGACGCUGACAUUUCACUGGCUUUUAACGGUUCAGUGGAAUGUGGAGUUUGUUCCCAAGAAGUUGCUGGCACGGAAUGGUUGGACCACAUACAUAAAGAACAUAAUUACUUAGCUAAAAUACGAGGAGUAACACCCCUAGAUUUAGAAAAUGAUGAUAUGGUUCGGAAACAUUUAUAUAGAAUCAGAUUAAUCACUAGAUAUCUUACUUGUGCUAAAUGUGGAACGAAGCGGAAAGUUAUUAAAAAAUUCUUGGAGCAUAUAAAAGAAUGUGAUGGUACUACGGAGAAAAUUAAUGAAUCCACUAAGGAAUCAGACUUGGAUAAUACAAAAGAUGUUUCUAUUUGGGAAAAAAUAACAUUGCAGUACACUGGUACUGUGAAAUGUGGGGUUUGUCAAGAUGAAGUGGACGGAGAGCAAUGGCUACAACACAUACAAAAGGAACAUCACUAUAUAGCUUGGAUAGAAGGAGAACAGCCUCUUAAUUUUCUAAUGGAAGAGGAAACAUGGCAGUAUUUAAAUAAUGUGACAAAACAAACUGGAGGUCUGAUAUGUGGUAAAUGUGGACUGAAUCGUAAAUACGGCAAAGCUUACAUGCAACAUGUCAAAGAGUGCGACGGCAGUAAGUCUGCCAUGGUCGAACAAUUAAAUGAUUCUCAAAUGAUUAAAGAUAAUAUAAAUUCAACAUAUUUGGAUGAUUGCACAAAUAGUUCUGGGCAAGUUAAAUGUGGGGUUUGUGGGGAGGAAGUGGAGGGGGAGCUCUGGUUGCAGCACAUACAGAAGGAACACGAUUACAUAGCGUGGGUGGAGGGGAGAACACCUCUAAACAGGGAAGAUAAUGAGUUGAUAAAUACUUAUUUAAAACUACUUAUAAAACGUAUCGGACCAUUGAUCUGUGGAAAAUGUGGUCUACCUCGGAAAUUAGCUAAAUCGUAUUUACAACAUGUUAGCAAAUGUGAUGAAACUAAGGAGGAAGCAGAAUCUGGUAUUCAAGAGAAUUUAGAUGAGGAUGAGAACGAGUUCAUUCACACUGAGCCGGUCCAGUGCGGCGUCUGUUUGCAGCAAGUUGAGGGCAGUCAGUGGAUUCAUCACAUACGCCUCAAACAUGACUAUUUAGCUAGAAUUGCAGGAAAGCCGCCUUUAGAUGUAAAUGAUGAGGAGGAAGUUCGGAAACAUUUGAGUGUGAUGAGAAAGUAUGUGCAACAACUUGUGUGCAAUAACUGCGGGGAGAGCCGCAAACAUGUUGGAGCAUUCCUGAAACAUGUUCAGUACUGCGAUGGCGCUGAGAAAAGUGAAAAUGGAUCAGAGGAUUUAGAAAAUGAAGAAGAACCGUUUGUACCUAGUGGCAGAGUUCGAUGCGGUGUCUGCAAACAAGAGGUCGAGGGAGAGGACUGGAUCAAUCACAUUCACAAAGAACAUGACUAUAUGGCAACAAUAGAAGGAAGACCUCCAUUGAUCUUAGACGAUGAAGAAGAAAUACGAACACAUUUGAAUACAAUACGACGACAUGUCAGAGAACUUGUUUGUAAUAAAUGCGGUGAAUCUCGUAAAUUUGUUAAAUCAUAUUUGAAACAUAUAAAGAAUUGCGACGUCAGUGAGAGACUAUCAACAGAGACGGUCGUGGAAAGUCGUCGUAAUUCAGUAGCGAGUGUACCGAUGGAGGAAGAGAAAGACUACCAACUUGAGUUCCCUGGUACUGUGGUGUGUGGUGUUUGUGACAGUGAAGUGUACGGCAACCAGUGGGUACAUCACAUACGUAAAGAACACAAUUAUAUAGCACAUGUUAAAGGAAAAACUCCUCUAGAUAUAAACAAUAUGAAACAUAUCAAAGCACAUUUGAAUGCUGUCAGUAAAUACGCGGGUGGCCUGUAUUGUAAUAAAUGUGGCCUCAUGAGAUUAUACGUCAAGUCAUAUCUCGUGCAUAUUAAACGAUGUGGAAAUUCUGACAACCUAUUACCUGUAGAUGCAAAUGAUUCAGAAGUAAAGAAAGAACCGGAUGAAUCUUUCACCUCGGAUGAUAUGAAAGUGGCUGACAAAUUCCUCAAUAAUACUGAUGCUAGUCAGUUUGUGUACGAGGGUAUUGCAAAAUGUGGAGUUUGUCACAAUGAGGUCAGAAAACAAGACUGGAUCGAGCAUAUACAAAAAGAACAUAAUUAUUUAGCGUGGAUAGACGGACAACCACCACUAGAUUUGGACGAUGAAGAACAAGUACACGCUCACUUGUAUGAAUUGUCAACAUUACAAAAUGGUCUGACAUGCAACAUUUGUGACGCUAAACGUAAAUAUGUCAAAUCGUAUUUGGAUCACAUUAGAAAUUGUAGUGUGCCAAUGAGUGAUGUCAGUCGAGGUAAUUUUAAUACAUAUAUUUUAAAUUUGAAUUAA